GCGUCUGCGGGGGGGGGGAGACGCCGCCCGGGUUCGCGUCUCGGAGGGGACCUCAGCGCCGGUGAAGCCCCAGGAGCGCAGCGCAGCGCAGCGGUGUCCACCAGGCUGCAAAAGAAUCAUUUGUUGUACAUUGAAAAGAAAACACAUUAGGGAAAGAAGAAUAGAAUGGAAAUGGAAGGAUUCCCUCCACCACCACCCCCUGAAGUUUUAGGAAAUGACGUGCCAAUCACUGCUGCUAAUGAAGAAGAGGACGAAGAAGGAGAACAGUUUGACUUUGAUAGCGGAGAUGAGAUACCAGAAGCGGACAGACAAACUAUUUUGCCAACUCAAGAAGAGGCAACUUGUAUAGGGAACGAAAACCUAGAAAACCUAGAAGAAACAGAGAAAAUGCAGAGCUCCAAGGCCAAUGCGGAGGGCGUCCUACCACGAGUAAACCCAUACUCUGUCAUAACCAUUUCGCCAAUGCAGGAAAAGGAGCUGUUGCUGUCGCCAGAGCCAAGCCCACAAGACGGAACUAUAAGCCCCACCCUCUCAAGCGGCUAUUCGGUCCCGGUGCCUUGCGGCUAUGCCGUACCGUCCAAUUUGCCAUUGAUACUGCCGGCGUAUUCCAGUCCUGUUAUAAUCCGUAAUCCUUCUGUGGAUGAAGAAGCCAGUGUUCAUAUAGUAGCUGAAGAUGGGCAUUCAAAUUCCCAGAGUUCAGAAGAGCCCCCGAACAGUGAAGAUAACCAGGGGAGCACGGACGAGAAUCCCUUGGCGAAAUGGGUGGCUGAUCCCGCAAACACAGAGUGGAUGGAGAAUCCUGACGAAGUAAUAUAUGAUGAUGUACCCAGAGAAAAUUCAGACUCUGAACCAGAGGAGAUGAUUUAUGAUGAUGUUGAGAAUGGAGAUGAAGGUGGAAACAGCUCUCUGGAAUAUGGGUGGAGUUCCAGUGAGUUUGAAAGCUAUGAAGAGCAGAGCGACUCAGAGAGUAAAAAUGGAAUACCCAGUUCUUUUCUGCGUGGCAACCACAGAAGACAAUUCUCCCAUGACCUGACCCGUUUGAAGGAGCACUAUGAGAAAAAGAUGAAAGACCUGAUGACUAACACGGUGGGAGGAGUAGAGAUUCAGCAAAUGAAGCAAAAACACGAGUUGAAGAUGCAGAAACUCAUGAGGGCCGCCAGGGAGGGCACCAAGGACGGGCUUGAAAAAACUAAAGCGGCUGUGAAAAAAGGCCGGUCAUUCAUCAGAACGAAGUCCUUCAUUAGUCAAGAACACAGAGCUACCUGCCUUGAGGAAGAGGAACUAUUUAUUGAUGUAGAUUGCAUGCACACAGAAGCAAUCAUGACUCCGAUGCCAGAUGGAUUAUCCCAACAACAGGUUGUGCGAAGAUACAUUUUAGGGGCUGUGGUUGACAGUGAGAAAAACUACGUGGAUGCUCUGAAGAGAAUAUUAGAGCAAUAUGAAAAGCCUCUUUCAGAGACGGAGCCCAAAUUACUGAGCGAGAGGAAAGUCAAGAUGGUCUUCUACCGAAUUAAAGAAAUUAUUCAGUGCCAUUCAAUGUUUCAGAUGGCCCUGGCGAGCCGUGUCUCGGAGUGGGAUUCUGUCGAAAUGAUUGGGGACGUCUUUGUUGCCUCAUUUUCUAAAUCCAUGGUACUAGAUGCCUACAGUGAGUACGUAAUCAAUUUUAGCGCAGCUGUGGGGAUUCUCAAGAAAACGUGUGCUACAAAACCUGCCUUCCUCGAAUUUUUAAAGCAAUGUCAAGAAUCUAGUCCUGAUAGAAUCACUCUUUAUGGCUUAAUGAUGAAACCCAUACAACGUUUCCCUCAGUUCAUCCUUCUGUUACAGGAUAUGUUGAAGAACACGACCAAAGGCCACCCAGACAGGCUGCCUCUACAGAUGGCCCUCACGGAACUUGAAACGCUGGCGGAGAAACUAAACGAACGGAAAAGGGAUGCAGAUCAGCGCUGUGAAAUAAAACAGAUAGCCAAAGCCAUGAAUGAGCGUUAUCUGAACAAGUUACUCAGCUGUGGCAACCGGUACCUGAUCCGAAGUGAUGAUAUGCUCGAAACGGUUUAUACGGACAAAGGGGAGAUCAUGAAAACCAAGGAACGGCGCCUCUUUAUGUUAAAUGAUGUUCUCAUGUGUGCCACUGUGCAUAUUCGCUCUUCCCAUGAAAACAGUGGUGUGGUGAGUGGCCAGAGGUACUUAUUGAAAUGGAGUGUGCCACUUGGGCAUGUCGACGUCAUAGAAUAUGGAAGUAAUGAGGGCCAAGGGGAGAACUGCAGAUUCCCUUUGCAGUCAUCUUCUGAGGUCAUGGUUACCAACGCAAAGCCAAAUAAGCUUUAUAUGGGGCCAGGGCAACUGUACAAUGAUCUGCAGAACCUCUUACAUGACUUGAAUGUCGUUGGCCAAAUCAGUCAACUAAUAUGCAGCCUGAAGGGAAACUACCAGAAUUUAAAUCAGUCGGUGGCUCAUGAUUGGACCUCGGGUUUACAGAGACUCAUUUUGAAAAAAGAAGAUGAAAUUAGAGCCGCAGACCGCUGUCGGAUUCAACUUCAGCUUCCAGGAAAACAGGACAAAUCGGGACGGCCCACUUUCUUUACGGCUGUGUUCAAUACAUUUACACCUGCCAUCAAACAGUCGUGGAUCAGAAGUUUACAAAUGGCUAAACUUGCUUUAGCUGAUGAAAAUCUUCUGGGUUGGUUCUGUAUAGAUGAUGAUGGGAACCAGAUUAAAAAAGAGAAGCAUCCACUCCUUGUGAAACACAUGCCUGUAAUGAUGGCCAAACAACAGGAAUUUAAGGUUGAAUGUGCUGCUUAUAAUCCUGAACCUUGUUUAUGUGAAGAAGGUGACCCUGAUUCUCUUUCUACGGAGUACGGUUUUCUGUGGAUUGGCAGUUGUACUAAUCAAAUGGGCCAAAUUGCCAUUGUAUCAUUUCAAAACUCCAGUCCAAAGCUUAUUGAAUGCUUCAAUGUGGAGUCAAGAAUUCUCUGUAUGGUCUAUAUUCCUGAAGAUGAGAAAUCCAAAGAAUCGAAUAAUAUGUUUCCUGAAUCUGGAGACAUGGCUACAACACCCCUCAAUGUGCCUACUAUUUGUGUAGGCAUGGAAGAAGGAAGCAUCUCUCUUUACAAAAGUAGUCAAGGCUCCAAGAAAAUCCGUCUCCAACACUUCUUUGCCCCCGAAAAGUCUACUGUGAUGAGCUUAGCAUACAAGACUCACCAUUUAUUUGCUGGCCUAGUCAAUGGAAACAUUGCAAUCUACACCAAAUUGGAAGAUGGGAGCUGGAACUCAGAACCACAGAAAACGGUGAAAUUGGGGGUUCUUCCCGUCAGAGGUCUUCUUGUGAUGGAAGAAACCAUCUGGGCUGCUUCUGGUGGACAGAUAUUUAUAAUUAAUACAGAAAGUCAUGCUGUAGAGUGCCAUUUUGAAGCCCAUCAAGAGGAAGGGAUGGUGAUCUCUCAUAUGGCUGUGGCAGGAGUGGGGAUCUGGAUUGCCUUCACGUCGGGAUCUACUCUCCGCCUUUUCCACACCGAAACCCUUAAACAUCUCCAGGAUGUUAAUGUGGCCACUCUUGCUCACAAUAUGUUAUCAGGACAGCAACGUGUCUCGGUGACCAGCCUCUUAGUCUGCCAUGGCCUGUUACUGGUUGGAACGAAUGUUGGGAUUAUAGUAGCCCUGCCAGUUCCUCGCUUGCAGGGAAUCCCCAAAGUAACUGGAAGAGGCAUAGUGUCUUAUCAUGCCCAUAAUGGCCCUAUCAAGUUCCUGGUAACGGCCUCUGUGACGAGCAAGCAGAACAAGAGCAAGUCAAAAUCCAGGCUGAGUUGUCCUCAUUCGGGCCUGAAAGAGGAUGACCAGAAGGGUGUUGGACCUGAGAGGCCCAAUUCUUCUCUGAGCAACCCAGGUGACAAUGCCGUUUGGUUGGGAGGCUCGGUCGGAUCCAUUGCUCAGAAAAGUGACUUGUCUUCAUCGUCCGGGUCACUCACGUUGUCACACGGCUCCAACACAACUGAACCUCGGCCGGAAGAGAGUGCCGUCUACGAGCUUCUGAAAGAAGUCUCCCCUGACCAGAGUAAAAGGCAUAGAUCCAGAGAGGGGAAAGCAAUAUCCAUCUUGGUCAUCUCUGGAGGUCAAGGACACCGAAGGGUGAAUAAGAAAUGCAAGCAGCAGCGGCCAGAUGAGCUGGUCUCUUCGAUAAUGGUUUGGCAGAUUCCACUGUUAAAAAUCUGACAAUGGGAUACGAUGCGAUUUGUUCAGUGACAAAGUUUGCUUUGGUGUUAACACCAUCAUGAUGAAUUUAACGUUUUUAUCUCAAAGGCAAAUUAAAUAUCAAUGUUUGCAAAGGCCUCUUCAUAAGGUUUCUUUGUCCUGAAUUCACGUGGGUUACCUUGUUAGAACAAGUAUCUUAGAUAUCUUCUGAGAAGCCCAUUUCAGAACUACAUCUAAACAUAUAUUUGACUCUUCAAAAGUUCUUUAGCUGGAAAAAAAAAAGUACGAUCCAUUUCAAGCAUUUUUUCCCCCUCAUUUUGCUACUAUUUAUAUUCAAAUAUUGUGGCCUAAAAAUAUUCAGUGAAGGGAAAGGAUCGAAGAGUAUUUCUCUGACGAGCCUUGCCCAAAUAAUUAUUUCUUGCGAGGCAAGAAUAUUGUGCGCGUGUUUCGUUUCCACAAACAUUUUUAAAGCAAUCAUUAUUCCAAGAUAGUCUACUAGCUUUAUUCCAGAGACUAUAAAUAAACCUGUAAAAUACUUUCUCAAGUAAGUGUCAGACACAAUAAAAGGGUUUUUUUUGGGUUAUAUACUACAGAUUUAUACUUGGGAGGAAAAAAGAUAGGGCUAACCUUUAAUUAAUACCUAAAAUGAAUAUUAUAAAAAGAAAUGUUAAACAUUCAGAAUGAAAUACGUUUGACUUACUAAGUGAUGUACUUUUUUUUUAACCUUUUGGUUACUCCCAGUAAGUUGAAGAGAAAAUGAAACCACUGUGAAUUUUAGUAGCCAAGGUGGCGCAGUGGUUAAAUGCAGCACUGCAGGCUACUGCUAGAUCAGCAGGUCAGCGGUUCAA
Thamnophis elegans (Western terrestrial garter snake) is the source of this 5033-nucleotide messenger RNA. RefSeq names its product Rho guanine nucleotide exchange factor 10 (gene ARHGEF10). Lineage: Eukaryota; Metazoa; Chordata; Lepidosauria; Squamata; Natricidae. Gene Ontology annotation, cellular component: centrosome. The record is from RefSeq and is a predicted model, not a curated record. Gene Ontology annotation, biological process: actin cytoskeleton organization; positive regulation of stress fiber assembly; mitotic spindle assembly. Bases 166 to 4206 code for a protein of 1346 amino acids. Gene Ontology annotation, molecular function: guanyl-nucleotide exchange factor activity; protein binding. The transcript is spliced from 29 exons.